Molecule: messenger RNA, 838 nt
Organism: Amorphotheca resinae ATCC 22711
Lineage: Eukaryota; Fungi; Ascomycota; Leotiomycetes; Helotiales; Amorphothecaceae
Exons: 1
Coding region: 85-732 (215 amino acids)
Source: RefSeq, a predicted model, not a curated record
UCUCAAGUCCCGUGAACGACUGAGCAAGACUACUGGGCAAAUGGCAGAAACUACGGAGCUUGCAAUGCGAUCUAGUCGGCUGGUAUGCCGAGCAGCCAGAGAGGAACCCCUACCGACUGUGCCCAGAGUUGCAUGGGACACUGUGUGCAGUACCGUACACGCACGCUUAACGGCCGAGCACGGAUAGCCUUGCCCAUUAGUCCAUUGCGCUGGCAAUGCUCGAGAGCUCUGGGAGCCAUGGGAGCUAUAUUGCCGGUGACGGCAAGGCCACAUAAUCCUUUGCUGGUGGCGAGGAGAAAAGCUCGAGAAGCCGCUGAAAGUUCAGGACUACUACUUCUCAACCUGUCAUGUUAUCGGAUUCGAGAAACACAUGUGUGGCGUCCGGCCGCUUAUCAAAAUUUUACGGAGCACUUCCUAGGCGGCCAGCCACGAGCCAGGCAGGACCCCGCCACCAGCCCGUGGGCCGGAGUGCCGUUUUGGGUCCCUCGAGUCGUGUUGCCAUACCCUUUUCGCUUCCUUGACGCCCAAACUAGUGUUGCCAGGGGGUCGGAGGGCUCAAGAGGGGCGAGAGUUCAUGUAGUUCAUGAGGGAGCAAUGCCGAUGACCCCCAGGUGCCCUCUUGCCGGUGUUGUAAAAUGUACGGAAUACACCCAGGUGUGUAUACCACAGUUAUCACGCACGGAGAAACUUCCCAAGUACCUUUCACAACAAAUAUCAAUCGCCGAUCUUUAACCGCAACCUCAUCAACUUUAUAAUGAUGAAUAAUAUCUGACGCCACCAUUAUUUCCCCAUUAAGCCAUCUCCGAAGGACGUUGCGUAGUCCUGUAUGUAACCGCAA